AUGCGCAGCAGGAGCAACUCGGGCGUGCGGCUGGACGGCUACGGGCGCCUGGUGCAGCAGACCAUCCUCCGGCACCAGGACGCGGUGACGGGCCUGCUCCCCGCCAGCGCCGACCACCGGGAUGCCUGGGUCCGGGAUAACGUCUACAGCAUCCUGGCCGUCUGGGGGCUGGGCCUGGCCUACCGCAAGAACGCCGACCGCGAUGAGGACAAGGCCAAGGCCUACGAGCUGGAGCAGAGCGUGGUGAAGCUGAUGCGGGGGCUGCUCCAGUGCAUGAUGAGACAGGUGGACAAGGUAGAGGCGUUCAAGUACAGCCAGAGCACCAGGGACUGCCUGCAUGCCAAGUACAACACCCACACCUGUGCCACCGUGGUGGGGGACCACGAGUGGGGUCAUCUACAGCUGGAUGCCACCUCCCUCUAUCUGCUCAUGCUGGCGCAAAUGACGGCCUCAGGCCUCCACAUAAUUCACAGCCUGGAUGAAGUCAACUUCAUCCAGAACCUCGUGUUCUACAUUGAAGCAGCCUACAAAACCGCGGACUUUGGGAUAUGGGAACGCGGGGACAAGACGAACCAGGGCAUCACCGAGUUGAAUGCUAGCUCUGUCGGCAUGGCCAAGGCUGCCCUGGAGGCACUGGAUGAGCUGGAUCUCUUUGGAGCAAAGGGAGGCCCGCAGUCGGUGAUACGCGUGCUGUCAGAUGAGGUGCAGCACUGCCAGUCCAUCCUCCACUCAAUGCUGCCCAGGGCUUCCACAUCCAAGGAGGUGGAUGCCAGUGUGCUCUCUGUCAUCUCCUACCCGGCGUUUGCUGUGGAGGACAGCGAGCUGGUAGAAAUCACCAAGCAAGAGAUCAUCACAAAGCUGCAGGGGCGCUACGGCUGCUGCCGCUUCCUCCGGGAUGGAUACAGGACCCCCAAAGAGGACCCCAACCGCCUCUACUACGAACCUGCUGAGCUGAAGCUGUUUGAGAACAUUGAGUGUGAGUGGCCUCUUUUCUGGGCAUACUUGAUCAUUGAUGGGAUUUUCAGCGGAAACAUGGAGCAGGUGCAGGAGUACCGGGAAGCCCUUGAGGGGGUUCUCAUCAAGGGGAAGAAUGGGUUGCGCCUGGUGCCAGAGCUGUACAGUGUCCCACCAGAUAAGGUGGAUGAGGAGUACAGGAACCCCCACACUGUGGACAGGAUACCCAUGGGCAAGCUGCCGCUUAUGUGGGGGCAGUCCCUCUACAUCCUGGGCUGCCUGAUGGCUGAGGGGUUUCUAGCUCCCGGUGAAAUAGAUCCCCUCAACCGCCGGUUUGCAACUGUCCCCAAGCCCGAUGUGGUGGUCCAAGUGUGCAUCCUAGCAGAGACAGAGGGGAUCAAGGCUGUCCUGAGGAAGGAGGACAUCGACGUGGAGACUGUGGCAGAUGUCUACCCUAUCAGAGUCCAGCCUGCUCGCAUCCUCAGCCACAUCUACGCCCGGCUGGGCCGCAACAAGCAGAUGUGCCUGACGGGACGGCCCUACCGGCACAUGGGCGUCCUUGGGACCUCCAAGCUCUACAACAUCAGGAAGAACAUCUUUACCUUUACCCCGCAGUUCAUAGACCAGCAGCAGUUCUACCUGGCUCUCGACAACAAGAUGAUUGUGGAGAUGCUGAGGACGGACCUCUCGUACCUCUGCAGCCGCUGGAGGAUGACCGGGCGGCCGACCAUCACCUUCCCCGUCUCCCACACCAUGCUUGAUGAAACUGGCAGUAGCGUGCACCCCACGGUGCUGGCAACGCUGCGGAAGCUGCAGGAUGGGUAUUUCGGUGGCGCAAGGAUCCAGACGGGUAAGUUGUCGGAGUUCCUGACAACGUCGUGCCGAACGCACCUCAGCUUUAUGGACCCUGGGCCAGAGGGUAAGGUCUUUGCCAAGAGUUACGAGCUCAGCAUUGACAGCUUUGAGGAGCUAUACGCCGAGGAGUGGCUGCAUGGCUUGCAGAUAGCAGAGGAUGCAGACACCUAUGACGAGGUUGCUCAGUACUUAGACCACCUGCUGCAGCGCACGGUUCCCCAGUCAAACCUCCCUCCCACUGCCCAGCGGGGAGGGCUGAGCCGCUUCCGGGCUGCUGUCCACACCACCCGUGACCUCAUGUCCCUGGCAUCCAAGGCCAAGGACCUUCAUGUUCAGAAUGUUGGGAUGUAUGUCCCCAGCAAGAUCUUCCAGGCAUCCCAGCAGUCGGUCAAGCUACUGAGUUCACCCAGCCAGCACGACCUGGAUGGCAAGAGCCAUGCGCUCUAUGCAGACAUGAACCUGCCUUGUGAUAAGGAUGGCAACGUGGACUGCAAGGCGCUGGUGGACCAGCUGCGCAUCUGCCCUACGCUGCAGGAGCAAGCGGACAUCCUCUACAUGCUCCACAUCCUCAAGGGGCCCGAGUGGCACACGGGGCUUGAUGGCGAGCCUGGCCCCACUGUCAAGGAGCUCCUCACUGAGCUGUACGUGCGGGUGGGGGACACGCGCCAGUGGGCCCUGAUCCGCUACAUCUCUGGCAUCCUCAAGAAGAAGGUGGAAGCUCUGGAUGAGGCCUGCACUGACCUCCUCUCUCACCAGAAGCACUUGACAGUGGGGCUGCCCCCGGAGCCACGUGAGAAGACAAUUUCUGCCCCGAUCCCCUACGAGGAACUCGUUCGCCUCAUUGAUGAAGCCAGUGAGAAGAACCUCAGUGUGUCCAUCCUCACCCAGGAGAUCAUGGUGUACUUGGCCAUGUACAUGCGCACACAGCCUGCACUCUUCACUGAGAUGUUCCGCAUCCGCAUCGGGCUCAUCAUCCAGGUGAUGGCAACGGAGCUGGCGCACUCCCUGCGCUGCUCAGCUGGAGAAGCCACUGAGAACCUGAUGAAUCUCAGCCCGUCAGACAUGAAGAGCCUCCUCUACCACAUACUCUCCGGCAAGGAAUUUGGGGUGGAAAGGAGCGUGCGAUCGGUCGACUCAUCGCUCACCACUGCUGUCUCCAUCUGUGAGGUGGGGCCUGUUGGGGCCACCAAGCCUGAGCGUGCUGGCAUCGUCAGGCUGAAAAGUGAGAUCAAACAGGUGAGGACAGGUGCAUUCUCUGUGGUCCUUGUUUUGUCUGCCCAGUCUGCUGGGCACUCGGAGCUGCUGGGCAAGGGCUCCUUUUCGAGCAUGCUGGGAGACCAGGGCAGUAAGGACAGCCGCCAGGGCCAGUGGCAGCGGAGACGGCGGCUGGAUGGGGCCCUCAACCGUGUCCCUGUGGGCUUCUACCAGAAGGUCUGGAAGGUCCUGCAGAAGUGCCAUGGCCUCUCCGUGGAGGGCUUUGUUCUUCCCUCUUCAACAACCAGAGAGAUGACCCCAGGGGAAAUGAAGUUUGCUGUGCAUGUGGAGUCAGUCCUCAACCGUGUGCCGCAGCCAGAGUACAGGCAGCUGCUGGUGGAGGCUAUCUUAGUGCUCACCAUGCUGGUGGACAUGGAGGUGCACACCAUCGGUGGCAUCAUAUCUGUGGAAAAGAUCUUACAGAUGGCCAAUGACCUCUUCUAUGAGGAGCAGAAAGCCCUGGGCGCUGAUGACCACAUGCUGGAGAGGGAUCCCGUGACAGGCAUCUGCAGCCUGCUGUAUGACAGCGCACCGAGUGGUCGGUUCGGCACCAUGACCUACCUGUCCAAGUCGGUGGCCAUGUACGUGUACGACUUCCUGCCCACUGACAGCUGCUCCAUGCAGUAGCUGUCGCAGCUCCUCUCCCCAGGUUGCAUACACCACGGGAGGGUUGUUUCAUACGGCUUUUAAAGAUGGGCAUUAGGCUAGUUUGCAGGCAGCCUGCGUGGCCAUCUCUCCUCCCAGUCCUGGCCUCUCGGUUGGUGAGCGGCUCUCCGGAGGGGCUCCACAGGAGGCACACGUGCUAAGCUGACCUGUGCCUUUGUGCAGCCUGUGGAGCAAGGGCUGGUAGGGAAAGGCUGAGCUUUGAAGCCUGCUUGUGUUAGAAGUGUCUGCCUCCGUGGCUUCUCCUGGGCCAUCACCCCUGGAGGGGCCUGUGUUUGAAGGAGAUGGAAAGGGGCCCCCCCCUUACCAGGCAUGUGUACUUGGCACUGCAGCGCCCCAUGGCCAGCUCCAGCUCACAGUCUCCCUGCCUCCAGCAGAUCUGAGGUUUUUAACCUGUUCUGUGCUGCUUUUUAUUCCAAGUCUGCAGGGUUUAUACUAGUGUAGGCUGGAGCUCUUGCUCUUCCUGCUGCUGAUGGAAAAGCUUUGUUAGAGAAUACCAGUGCACCCAAAAUCAAAACAAUCAAACCCAGCCACAGCUGUGCUGCUUGGAAGUAGGCAGCCCAUCAUGCCACCUUCAGGGGUCCUGUGUGUAGAGCUGGGGAGGCUGUGGGAGCCCGGAGCAUCCCAAGGUGGUAACGGACCCCUGUUACCACCAAGCUGUGAGGACAGGGCUUCUGGCUGGCUGGGGGAUGCCAGUGGCAGCCCCUCCAUGCUGUCAGCUCUGUCCCUGGCAGUGUUGCCAAUGGCUAAGUCGCAGGUUCCUGAGUUCAUACAUGCCCUGUGAAGCAGCUCUGAUCUGCCUGCUUGGCUCAGCAUUAGCUGUGCCACCACAGAUGUGCUCUUAGCGCUCAACUCCAGCCUCUGCCCCAGCUCCCACAGCCUUGCCCAGGAGAGGGCUGGUGACUUUAGAGUGGGUCCCAGCUCUGCUCUGUCUUGCUGGUCAAACCCCACAUAGGAUAAUGCAGUUGGACUGACUGGGAUCAGGCACACACACCACAAAGCAGUGGGGAGAGUGGGGUUAUAGAAUCAUAGAAUAGUUUGGGUUGGGAGGCACCUUUUAAAGGUCAUCUAGUCCAACACUGCUGCAAUGAGCAGGGACAUCUUUCACUAGAUCAGGUUGUUAGAGCCCUGUCGAAUCUGACCUUUAAUGUUUCCAGGGAUGGGGCAUCUACCACCUCUCUGGGCAACCUGUUCCAGUGUUUCACCACCCUCAUUGUAAAAAAAAUUUCUUCCUUAUAUCUAGUCUAAAUCUGCCCUCUUUUAGUUUAAAACCAUUACCCCUUGUCCUAUUGCUACAGGCCCUACUAAAAAGUUUGUCCCCAUCUUUCUUAUAAGGCCCCUUUAAGUAUUGAAAGACCGCAGUAAAGUCUCCCUGGAGCCUUCUCUCCAGACUGAACAACCCCAACUCUCUCAACCUCUCUUCCUAGCAGAAGGGUUCCAGCCCUUGGACCAUUUCUGUGGCCUCCUCUGGACAUGGUCCAACAGGUCCAUGUCCUCCUUGCGCUGGGGACCUCAGAACCGGACGAAGUGCUCCAAGUGGGGUCUCACCAGAGUGGAGCAGAGGGGCAGAAUCACCUCCCUCAACCUGCUGGCCACGCUGCUGAUGAUGGACCCAGGACACAGUUGGCUUUUUGGGCUGUGAGCACACAUUGUUGGCUCAUGUGCAGCUUUUCAUUCACCAGUACCCCAAAGUCCUUCUCUGCAGGGCUGUUCUCGGUCCCUCAUCCCUCAGCCUGUAUUGAUACCUGGGGUUUCCCUGAUCCAGGUGCAGGACCUUGCACUUGGCCUUGUUGAACCUCAAGAGGUUCAUGUGGGCCCACUUCUCAAGCUUGUCCUGGUUCCUGUGGAUGGCAUCCUGUCUCUCGGGUGUGUCAGCUGCACCACUCAGCUUGGUGGUGUCUGCAAACUUGCUGGGCGUGUACUUGACCCCACUGUCUAUGUCACUGAUGAAGAUAUGAAAUAGUACUGGUCCCAAUACAGACCCCUGAGGGACAUCACUUGUCACUGAUCUCCAUCUGGACAUUGAGCUGUUGACCACUGCCCUCUGGAUGUGACCAGCCAGCCAAUUCCUCAUCCACUGAAGAGUCCAUCCAUCAAAUCCCUCUCUCCCCAAUUUAAAGAAAGAGAUUUUGUGGGGAACCAUGUCAAAGGCCUUACAGAAUUCCAGAUAGAUGACAUCCAUAGCUCUUGCCUUCACUCAUGUAGUCACUCCAUCAUAGAAGGCCACUAGGCUGGCCAAGCAAGACUUGCCCUGGGUGAAGCCAUGCUGGUUGUCUCUAAUCACCUUCCUGUACUCUAUGUGCCUUAGUGUAGCUUCUGUUCCACAACUUUCCCAGGCACAGAGGUGAGGCUGACAGGUCGGUAGUUCCCAGGGUCCUCCUUUCUACCCUUUUUAAAAAUGGAUGUAAUGUUUCCCUUUUUCCGGUCACUGGGGACUUCACCUGACUGCCAUGGCUUUUCAAAUAUUGUGGAGAGUGGCUUGGCAACUACAUCAGCCAAUUCCUUCAGGACUCUGGGAUGCAUCUCGUCAGGUCCCAUAGACUUAUGUAUGUUCAGGUUCCUCAGGUGAUCACUGAACCUGAUCAUCUUUUACAGUGGGAGGGACUUUGCUUUGCUCCCCCAGUCCCUGUCUUGCAGUCCAUCCACUCGAGAGCUGUGGGAAGAGAGGUUGUCAGUGAAGACUGAGGCAAAAAUGUUGUUGAGUACGUCAGCCUUCUCCUUGUCUGUUGUUACCAGUUUGCCAGUCGUGUUCAUCGAGGGGGGUAUGGUUUCUUUGACCUUCCUUUUCUGGUUGACGUACCUGUAGAAGCUCUUCUUAUUAUUUGUGUCCCUUGCCAAGUUCAGCUCCAGCUGUGCCUUGGCCUUCCUGACCCCAUCUCUACACAACUGGGCAGCAUCCGUAUACUCUUCUCAGGAUACCUGUCCCUGCUUCCACUGCCUGUGCAUUUCCUUCUUGUCCUUUAGUUUGACCAGCAGGCCUUGACUCAUCCAUGCUGGUCUCUUGCCUUUCUUUCCUGAUUACUUACACCUGGGGAUCAAGAGCUCUUGCACUCUUUGGAAAGCAUCCUUAAAGAUCUGCCAGCUCUGUUCUGCUCCCUUGUCCUUGAGGGCAGUUUCCCAGGGGGUCCUAUUGACUAAUUCCUUGAACAGCUGGAAUUUUCCUUUCCUAAAAUUCAGGGUCCUAACUUUACUCUUUGCCUGUCCCAUAUCCCUCAGGACUGAGAACUCUUACCUGUGCAUGAUCACUGCAGCCCAGGCUGCCUCUAGUCUUAACAUCACUGAUUAGCUCAAUUGCAUUGGUGACCAUCAGGUCAGGUAUCGCAUCCCCUCUGGUAGGGCUGUCUAUUACCUGGCUUAAGAAAUUAUCCUCCAUGCACUCCCGGAGUCUCCUGGAUUGCCUACAGCUCGCCGUGCUACUUUUCUUUUCCAGCAGAUGUCAGGGUGGUUGAAGUCCCCCAGCGGGGUGAGAGCUUGCAAGCGGGGUGCCUCCUGUAGCUGGAGUAAGAAGGCUUUGUCAAUAGGCUCCCCUUGAUCGGGCGGCCUGCAGUAGACACCAACCACAAGGUUCCCUUUGCCUCGGUCUCUAAUUCUCACCCAUAAGCUUUCACCCUGCUCAUGGCUAUUCUGCAGAGACAGCUCUUCACAAUCUAUCCAUUUCUUGAUGUAGAGGGCAACGCCUCCACCCCUCCUUCCUCACCUGUCCCUUCUGAACAGCCUGUAGCCAUCAGUAGCCACUCUCCAGUCAGGGGAUUCAUCCCACCAAGUUUCAGUAAUGGCAACUAGCAGCACGGUGGCUUCUAACUCCUCCUGGUUGUUGCCCAUGCUGCGUGCAUUGGUGUAGAGGCACUUUAGCUGGGCUGUUGGCCGUAUCAUGUUCUUAGAGCAACACACCUUAGUUCCUUUGAGGUAUUUCCCCAGUGUUUCCCUCUUGGCUCUUAUUACCUCAGGAGCCCCUGGCUCAUCUCCAUAAGACUUCAGUUGUGCUCCAGUGUACCCAGAAUGUCUCAGAGCAACAGGCUCAGGGGCCUCACUAGCACCCCAUCCCUCUAACCUUGGCGUUUUGUCCCACAGCUUGUCAUGGGCAAGCCUCAUAUUAUCUCCCUCCCCUUUCAAGUCUAGUUUAAAGCUCUGUCAAUGAGCCCUGCUAGCUCAUGAGCAAAGACCCUCUUCCCCUUUCAGAAAGGUGAAUCCCAUCUGACACCAGCAGGCCUGGUGCCAUGUAGGCCAUCCCAUUAUUGAAAAACCCAAAAUUGUGGCGGUGACACCAGCCAUGGAGCUAUGUAUUAAUAGACUGGGUCUCUCUGUUUCUUCCACUGUCACUGACCGCAACUGAAAGAACAGAGGAAAAAAUAACCUCUGCUCUAGAUUCCCUAACGAACCGUCCCAAGGCCCUGAAGUCUCUUUUGAUUGCCCUUGGACAAUGGGUUGCAGCUUCAUCACCACCCACAUGGAAGAGCAGUAACAGGUAACGGUCCGAGGGGCCGUACCAGGCUAGAAAGUUUCCUAGUGAUGUCCUUAAUCCAGGCCUCAGGGAGGCAGCAGACUUCCCUAACAGGAGCGUCUCUUCAGCAUGUUGGACCCUCUGUUCCCCUCAGAAGGGAGGCGCCUACAACUAUAACCCAUGUUUUCUUCCUCAUGGAGGUGGUUGUGAUACAGGAGGUAGGCUUUUCUGACCUUGGCAACGCCUCUGGUGUAGAUGGACUGUCAUCCACAUCAUCCAUUGACUAGCCUUCCACAUCCAGAGCCCCAUACCUGUUGUACAGAGGCACCUGGGAAGGCAAGGUGGGCAAGGAGGGGGUUCGUCUGCCGCACCAAGUGUGGACUCGCCUCCAUUCACUCCUUUCGUUUAAGCUACUGUGUUGAGCCUGGCGGGGGGAGAAUACAGGAUCUUCUUUGACCUUGGUUUUUUUCUGGUGGCUGUCCCUGUUUCUGUCUCAGGGAGGGCAGAGCAUGGUUCUACCAGUCUAUCUCCUUUUCAGACCCCUGAUGCUCCUUAACCUUUCUACUUCCUCCUGUAGCUCUGCCACCAGGCUGAGCAGAUCGUCCACUUGGUCACACCUCACACAGCUCUUCUCACUACUGCCAUUCAUUACCAGUGAAAGGCUCUGGCACACCCUGCAGCCUGAGACCUGGAGGGCUGCCUGUUUUUGUGGGAGCUCUGUCUGGGUUGCCACAUCUGUUCUGGUGAGUGCAGAGGACAUGGCUUUCUGCCAGGUGGAUACCAUAGCAAAGCUCCUUCUGGGAGGGUGAUGACUACCAACUGAACUCACCUCUUGAGCUGGUAGGGUGAGGACACCCUUCCACAUGAACUGCUCUGCCACGUUCUGUUUGCCCGCUCUGGUCACAGAGGCCCUGGUUGCUAGCGCUCCUCGGGCUGCUUUUUAUAGGUGCAGGGGUGUCUGUGGCCCCGUGCGCUGAGACCUGCCACUGUAAAGCUUGAGCUUGAGUGUAGUACCUGGGUUGUCUCUCAGGGCUGCUUCCUGACAGUAGCAGGUAUUCUGUAAUUGUUGCACACUGAUCCUUCCACACGUGGUAAACCCUGCCCCAGGCAGGGGAGGCUUGAAGAGACUGUAAGCCCCAGCCCAACUUCUCUCUCUGUCCCAAGAAAAUCAGGAGGCAGCUGCGUUUGGGAGUCAGCAGGGCUCUGGCUGAGCAUGGGGAGCCCCAGUAGAAAGUGUUGGGCACCUUCUGGGCUUCUUUGGGGAGCGGGGCAUAGGGCUGCAUCCUCUCUGGCGGGAGGCCUCCCCUUGUGGGGCGGGGGCCCGGCGGGUGGGUGCCUUUUUUAAUGACAGUUACUACGUUUUCAAAGAAAACCACCACCCCGAGCUCCGUGGGGUGGGGGCCCUAAAUAAAAUGUC
This is a messenger RNA of Gavia stellata (red-throated loon), 9584 nucleotides long. RefSeq names its product phosphorylase kinase regulatory subunit alpha 1 (gene PHKA1). Bases 1 to 3690 code for a protein of 1229 amino acids. Gene Ontology annotation, molecular function: calmodulin binding. Gene Ontology annotation, cellular component: phosphorylase kinase complex. The transcript has 31 exons. NCBI's taxonomy places the organism in Eukaryota, Metazoa, Chordata, Aves, Gaviiformes, Gaviidae. The record is from RefSeq and is a predicted model, not a curated record. Gene Ontology annotation, biological process: glycogen metabolic process.